AGAUUACGCUAUGCCUCAAAUCCAUAUAUAAAACUCAAGGGGAAAGCCGAUCUUCUUGAGAUUCAUGAAUUUCAAGACAGAGGAUAUAGUCUUUGCAUCCCUCUAACGUAAGAUUUCAAGCUUUUGAUGAAAACCAAGAAUUUAAAAUCCACAAAAUCCAAGAACAAUCAAAUAAAAUUCUUCAAAGCCCACUUUUUUCUUUUUUCAGGUGGCCCUUUAAAAGUUUGUCGUUCACAAGAGCUUCCCGUGAAAUGCAUGUCUGCGCAAAAUUAAUCUUUUCUAGAUUACUGUAAGGAGAAAAGCUUCAAAUAUGAGAACCUCACCGACUACUAUACCCUUCAGGCUCUUUACGGGCAGGAAUCUGCGCAGCAAAAAGUUCGAGAAAUUUUAGAAAAUUUCCACGAGAACGGCAGCCUGGCGUCGUCGAUACAGGGAAGACAACCCUCCAACAUGCUUCUUUGUUUAACAAAGUUUGUCAUUUUCGCACAGUUACAAAACGAAGAAAACUGAACAAGGUGACCGCAUCAUGCACACAUUCACAUGUGAAAUUAGUUCCACCGCCUGAAAGGGCAGAUGGCGUAAUAGGAAAGAAAACUGAAAACUCUCUCUGCGUUUCACUUUUCGAGCUUUUGCUGUUCAAAUCUUUACUUUCACACGUCAAGGAGCAAACGAGGGACGAACUUUCCCAGCACAUCUCCACCGCCGUGGACUGGUGCACCACCAACAAAUAGGUGCGCCCCCACGAUCUCCUUUCUCCCCACCAUCGCAUUUUCCUCGAGACAUCGAGAAAAUGGCAGCCAACGGCGUCAAGGAUUUCUUUCCUUUUCUCACCCAAACGGCCGCCUCGAACUCCGCGAUCUCUCAUUUCCUCAACUUCAUUCUCCCGGACUCCCCAUACAUUCCGACCCUCCAUCUUAAGGGUUUGAAUUCGGAAUCCAUCGUCAUUAACUACCCGCUGGUGGCAGUCGCCGCCGUCGCCGGAUUUAUCGUCUGUCUCGAUGGCGGAAGGAGGCUUCUCCGGCUAACCGGAACCACGCACCAAUUUAAGGGUUCGUUCUCGUGGGGCAUGGCCAUGUUGUCAUACGCCCUCAUGUGUUUCGGUGGGUUCUGGUACCACUCCAUCAACCACGGGCAGUUCUUUUACAAGGUCGACGUCACGGGAACCGCCUGCUCCUCUCUUUCCAUCGUCGCGGGGUCUUUGGGGCUCGACGACAGGAUUCCGGCCAACCGCCGGAUUAUCGGGGCGAUGUAUCUAAUGGCGACGGUGGGUGCUUUCUUUGGGUCUCAGUUGACGAGGGAGUUGCUGUACCUGCUGCCAACGGCCGCCGCUUUCCUGGCCGGUUUCGGCUUCUGCGUCAAGACGGUAGCGGUGGAGUUCGGGGGAGAGAGCAGGAGCGAGGAAGGGAAGGAGAAGACGAGGAAGGCGGAGAUCGGGUGGUAUGUGGCGGUCGCCGUGUUCGGUGCGGGUUCGGGAUUUAUGGGACUCGUUUUUAGCCGUUGGAUCAUGGAGAUGAUUGGUCCUAAUUUCUACCCGGUCUUCUGGUUCUUUUUCGGGUGUGAGGUAGCUCUCUGGGGCUUGUUCCGUUUGGUUGUCUCGACGAACGAUGUGGGGUUUUUGGUUCUCAAGUGACUUUCUUAAAUUGUGUUAGAUUUUGUACUGAUUUUUUCGUAUAUCAGGACACAUUAGCUUGGUCAAAGUUUGCAAACAGUUCUUUUUUUGUAUCUCGGAGGGUUUCUAUGAUACCAACCUUGUUUUUUGAGAUCAUAUGGUCUUA
Molecule: messenger RNA, 1775 nt
Organism: Nymphaea colorata (pocket water lily)
Lineage: Eukaryota; Viridiplantae; Streptophyta; Magnoliopsida; Nymphaeales; Nymphaeaceae
Exons: 2
Coding region: 791-1630 (279 amino acids)
Source: RefSeq, a predicted model, not a curated record